AUGUGGGGGACCAAGGUCCACCCAUCAACACCAUCUGUGCGCCCCCUACAUCCAGCACUCUUCGGGAUCCAAAGCAAUACCGAAUUCAGGACUCUGGAUCCCGGAAGUGACAGUUCCACCGAGAGUGACUGUUUCAGGAUCGAGGUUAUCCUGUCAUCCGAGGAUGCUGUGUGUUCGUAUUCAUCAGAUGCAGUCAAUGAUGCCCUGAGCGAGAACGGAAUCAAAGUGGAUGACUAUGAUACGCUUCAUCUGAAUAUUACCGACAAUGAGAUGAUACGAAUUUGGGAAAAAACUAAACUUCAUGGCAGAAACGCGGAUGAAGACAUCCAACCCUGGUUUGCUGAGGAUGAUAGGGACGAAGAAGCAAGACACAUAUAUGGGUCAGUGUUUCAGAUUUCCCAGACAAAGAGCGACAAAGAAGAGACGUAUGCGUUUAUGAAGGAAGUUUUGAAUAAGUCUGCCGGUAAUCCAGAGAAUAUUACUGUUGACGCUGGUGUUGAAAUAUCGGCUAGUCCAUACAGUCCGUUCCUACAUGAUGCGAUGAUUCUGUAUGCAAUGGCUGCAAAUAAAACCCUCGAGAUGGGAGGAGAUAUCCGAGAUGGAGAAUUGAUGUUUGACAACAUGAAGGGUACUGUAUUCAGCGGGAUGUCCGGUACCGUGAUGAUGGAUGACAAUGUUGAACGGGAGCCAAACUAUUGGGUGAAAGAUUUGAGAUCCGACGGUUAUUUUGUAACCAUCAUGGAAGUUAGUGUAAAUGCAGCAGGACAACGGAGCAUGAAUGUAUUCGAUGCUCCUAUAUGGGAAAACGAACAAAUAGAUACACCACCAGACACUCCAUUAUGCGGUUUUGUUAAUGAGUUAUGUCCGCUAGAUGAGACAGAGACGAAACUGAUAAUAUUCAUCAUUGUAGUCAUUGUAAUGUUUCUGGUAUGUCUGUUACUUGUGCUAUCUCUUUAUUACCGACGUAGAAAGCUAGAGGAAGAGCUUGCAAAUACACUGUGGAAAGUUCGGUAUGAGGAAAUUGUAUUCAACAGCAUCAGAAGUUUCGACAGUGGGGUAUGUUGUCUUAGCGUAGACUACGACCACUAUGCGUGUCGUAGAUUUCAGGCUAUGCUAUGUAUGUUAUUGCAGAUAAGUGAACUUAGCUCACGUACUUUACCAAACGGACACGGCAUAGCAGCCGAACAGAUUUUUACACAAACUGGACUUUAUAGAAAUGAACAGGUAGCCAUAAAACGACUGAACAGAGAACGUAUUGUUAUCGAUCGGGAAGCCUUGCGGGAAAUGAAAGAUUUGCGUGACAUGCAUAAUUCGAAUGUGAAUCCAUUCAUUGGAAUCUGCCCAGAUGCGCCUAAUAUAUGUAUAUUAACACGGUAUUGUUCAAAAGGAAGCCUCCAGAAUGUUUUGCAUAACGAUGACAUGAAGCUUGAUUGGUUGUUUAAAACAUCUUUUCUGACUGACCUAGUUUCGUUAGAGUGUUUUCUAUGUAAAAUAUUUAGGGAAUGGAGUACUUACAUCAAGUCGACAAUUGGUUCCCAUGGCCGUUUGAAAUCAUCUAACUGUGUGAUUGACAGUCACUGGAUUUUGAAAGUCACCGACUAUGGUUUAAAUCGAUUUAAAAACGAAACUCAGGAUAAUGGCGAUUAUGCUUAUUUUACAGGCCAGCUGUGGACUGCACCAGAAAUCUUACGUAUCAGUCAACGUCCACUUAACGGCACGCAGAAAGGCGACGUAUACAGCUUUGCUAUAAUUAUCAGAGAAACAUUGACCAGAAGUGGACCUUUCGAUACGGAAAAUCAUAAUCACAAAGACAUUGUGGAAUUAGUUCGUAAAGGUAGUAGAAACCCCUUCCGACCUGAUAUAACUGUACCUGGCGAAAAUACACAAGAUCAAUUGAGUAUGAUAUCUUUGAUGCAAAAAUGCUGGGACGAGGAUGAAUAUAUGAGACCAUCGUUUCGGAAAAUUAAGACGACACUGCAAAGCAUUGCACGUGGGAAGAAUACCGAUAUUAUGGACAACAUACUAAACAUGAUGGAGAAAUAUGCCAACAAUCUUGAGGAUAUUGUUGAGGAAAGAACACAGAUGCUGAUAGACGAAAAGAAGAAAACUGACAAAUUGUUGUACAGUAUGCUCCCAAGGAGCGUGGCAGAUCAACUUAAACUCGGCAGAAAAGUAGAUGCAGAAUUAUAUGACCAGGUCACAAUAUUCUUCUCCGACAUCGUUGGAUUCACCCAGCUUAGUGCUGAAAGCACGCCUCUUCAGGUAGUCGACUUUCUCAAUGACUUGUACACCAUGUUUGAUGACACAAUCGUCAACUUUGAUGUCUACAAGAGCGUUCAAAACACGUAUUGA
Messenger RNA from Saccoglossus kowalevskii, 2352 nucleotides. RefSeq names its product atrial natriuretic peptide receptor 1-like. Lineage: Eukaryota; Metazoa; Hemichordata; Enteropneusta; Harrimaniidae. Gene Ontology annotation, biological process: protein phosphorylation; cGMP biosynthetic process; receptor guanylyl cyclase signaling pathway. The record is from RefSeq and is a predicted model, not a curated record. Gene Ontology annotation, molecular function: protein kinase activity; peptide receptor activity; adenylate cyclase activity. Gene Ontology annotation, cellular component: plasma membrane.